AUGAGAGUUAGGAAGAAGGCUGAUCUUCGGAUCGAUAUCCCAUCGUAUCCCCAUGAUUAUGUGGAAAUGCCACCGGAGACUAAGCAGCUGAUACAUGAGGCCAAUAGGACACCUAAUGAUAUCCCUUAUAUAGAUGAGACCUCGCCAAAGGUUCAUUUUCAAGUGGGGAGUCCGGGUAUCUCGGGACAGGAAUAUGUAUUUCGAACUUCCACCCCAGAGGUGAAGAUAAAUACAAACGACAGAGAUAGUGUUGAAAAAGAUACUAGGUCUGAACAGAGUAGUCCGGUAGUACUCAGGAAUACUUUGAGAAAGACUUCUACGUCUGUGCCCGCUGAUUUGCAAGAUUUUGAGUCGCGAAUCGAAGCGAACACUAACAUACCAGAGCACCAUCAGAGUACAGCAUCGGGUUUCAGCGAUGGAGAUAACACGCAAGACGAAACGACAGCCCUCUCAGAUGAAGAACACGCCAAAACUCCCCUGCGAUCGCCGCGGAGGAAACUGCCAAGAAGAUCUCGUUCUGAGUUCAGUAUGGAUGAAGACGAUUACUCACCAAGCAAUUCUGUCACUUCUGUCAACUCACUCGCCAGCUUGCUCAAAGAGAAACUACAGAGUAUCCCCCAAAAAAUGAGAAAAAAACCCACGGACUACAAGUUACGAGCUUUCGUCUUACUAAUGUUUUUAGCUGUGGCAUUCUUCAUUGGCUUUGCAUACACCCUGUAUAGGCAAAAAGCCCUUACCAAGGCUUACUUCGAAAGCGUGCAAUUCAAUAACCCGAAGAGGCUCAUCAGGAUCUUUAAUAGAGAUGACGUGGAGAUCUUGCGAGCUAGUUUAGCUAGAGAAGUGAAAGACAAGAAGAAGUCGUUCCCCUGUCUGCAAAAACACCAGCGCUGGGACGGGUCCGUGUGUUUAGAGUGGGAGGAGGACUUGCGCUUCUACCUCAAAUGUCUUCCACAUGACCCUGGCCUCGACAACACGACCUGCUACUCUGUUCAUUGGCAAGCUUUAAGACACGAUAUAUCCCCGACGGACUGCUUCGAUUGGGGCGAAACUAAGGUUCAUUGGUACGGCGGUGGUCAAUCGGCUAACCUGACGUGGCCCCUCGACACUGGCGCCAUAGACUAUACUCCGUUUAUCACCGGUGACAUGCAGAAGCACCAAUUUGGCAACGUUCUGACACGAUACUUCAUCAACUCUAAGGGUGCCGCUAUCAUAAUUGAUGAUGAAACGCCUCUUCACGUCGCUGUAAAUAAUGGAAAAAAGGAAAUCUGCAUAAGGGCUCAAUACGACAACUUUGCAUUUGCUAAUCGACUCACAGACUUUGCAGAACUAAAGUACAACAUCUGCACGUCAUUAGAUAUGAAAUCUCUCCAUUCCUCGAUUCACAGCCACACUAGAGCCCCACUGUGGGACGGCUUGAAGCCAGCUGACAUGCAAACGUUGGAAUCAUUAAUAUCAGAACCCGUCUGGCAGAUUGCCCCACGAUUUAAACACGAGCUGAAAGCGGAAACGAUCUCCAAAUAUACAGAAGACGUGAUAGACUUGGGAUUCUUGAAACUUGGCCACGUUCUAGUUAAUGAGUUCUGGCAGAAUGAAAUAGGUGAUUUUACCGUGGAUUCUAGUCGUUUUGAAAUUCUAAAUACUACUGUAGACAAAUUACAUCGGCGAGGGUUCAAGGUCGCUUUUACUGUGCAGCCGUUUAUAAGCACUGAAAGCGGAAAUUUCCCGGAGACAGUUCAAAAGAGACUGCUGAUAACGGAAAGAAAUGGUGAUAGGAGGAUUCCGGCCCUGACUCGAUUUAAGUCUGUAGACAGCGCGGGGGUACUAGACGUGACAGAUGUAAGGGCCCAGGAAUGGAUUCAGGAGAAAUUGCAAGUGGUUAUGGACGAGUACCAUAUAGAUUCUUUCUAUUUUGACCUAGGGACGGCGCAUGAUAUGCCCCACUACUAUAGCUGCGAACGACGACUGAUCAAUCCUGAUCAGUAUAAGACGGCCUUUGUAAAGGCGUUUGAAAAGACUUUGAGUAUCAUCGGCGUAUCUUCAGCAGUGAGCCUCCCAAGGCCGCCGAUCUUUGUAUCUCUGCCUCCGUUCGAAUCUAGUUGGGAGGCUCUAAGAUCCGUUAUACCGACGAUGCUGACAUACGGUGUGAACGGGUACCCCUUCAUCAUGCCCGGAGCUGUCGGCGGCGACAUCUAUUGGCCGGGAAGUGAACAAUUUCUUCCAUCGGCCAAAGGAUCCCUCGACAUGAAUUUGACCAACUCCACUCAAGAGAAUGGUAUUGUGUUACCGGAUAAGGAACUAUACAUGAGAUGGCUGCAAAUGGCGACUUUUCUUCCUGUUAUGAAAUUUACGCACCUCCCCAGUAAAUACAACGAUGAAAAGGUUUUAGAAAUGGCUAAAAAUUUAACGCUUUUGAGACAGAAGUUGAUUACUCCCUUGCUGCUGAAGUACAAACGAGAGGCUUUGGAGGAAGGUCUGCCGCUAAUCAGGCCACUCUGGCUGGUAGCAGAUGGAGACGCUUCGCUGAUGGUGCAAGAUGAAUUCGCCAUUGGUGACGAAAUAGUAGUGGCGCCAGUCUUAUACCAAAAUCAGACUACGAGAGAAGUUUACCUGCCGACUGGCCUUUGGCAAGACGGCAUUGAUGGAUCUCUGCGCAAAGGCAACAGAUGGAUGCACGAGUACAAAGUGCCAACGGACCGAGUUGCUUACUUCUUACGAAAACCAGAUGAUAUGAGAUUUUAA
Messenger RNA from Leptosia nina, 2739 nucleotides. The record is from the annotation of a GenBank genome assembly. Lineage: Eukaryota; Metazoa; Arthropoda; Insecta; Lepidoptera; Pieridae.